This is a messenger RNA of Canis lupus familiaris (dog), 738 nucleotides long. Its product is annotated as CTP synthase 2-like. Gene Ontology annotation, cellular component: cytoplasm; cytoophidium. Gene Ontology annotation, molecular function: identical protein binding; CTP synthase activity. Gene Ontology annotation, biological process: pyrimidine nucleobase biosynthetic process; CTP biosynthetic process. The transcript has 6 exons. The coding region runs from base 35 to 490 and encodes 151 amino acids. Lineage: Eukaryota; Metazoa; Chordata; Mammalia; Carnivora; Canidae. The record is from RefSeq and is a predicted model, not a curated record.
AACCGGCCUUGUUUUGUUUUCUUAGGUGAUCGAUAUGCCCGAACACAACCCCGGCAAUUUGGGAGGAACCAUGAGGCUGGGCAUCAGAAGAACGGUUUUCAAAACGGAAAAUUCAAUAUUAAGGAAACUUUAUGGUGAUGUUCCUUUUAUAGAAGAAAGACACAGACAUCGGUAUGAGGUGAACCCAAGCCUGAUCAGUCAGUUGGAGCAGAACGACUUAAGUUUUGUAGGUCAGGAUGUUGAUGGAGAGAGGAUGGAAAUCAUUGAACUGGCAAAUCAUCCCUAUUUUGUUGGUGUCCAAUUCCAUCCUGAGUUUUCUUCUAGGCCGUUGAAGCCUUCUCCUCCGUACCUGGGCCUAUUACUUGCGGCAACCGGGAACCUGCAUGGCUACUUGCAACAGGGAUGCAAGCUGUCUUCUAGUGAUAGAUACAGCGAUGCCAGUGAUGACAGCUUUUCAGAGCCAAGAAUAGCUGAGUUGGAAAUAAGCUGAAACUAAUGACUCGGAAUAAUCAGGACUGCCUGAGAGGGCUCUGAAGUAAUUGAAGCCAGGAUGAAGGAACUGAGGAAAUCACACUCUUAAAGAAUCCCUUUAUUUUCCACUAAACAUGGAUGUAGACCUUCGAAGGAGAUCUAAUAAUAGAGAAACCAGAACCAAAAGGCCACCACCCUUUUUACUCUAGAGGUGGCCUUUGGUUCUCACAAAUUUCUGUAGCCAAUUAAACUUUUCCCAACAACCUC